CCAACCCAACUCACCCACCCAGCCCACGAGACGAACCGAGCCAGCAGGCCACGAGCGCCACCAUGCGCCGCGCCACGGCCGCGCCCACGCGCUGCGACGCCGACGCCGACGCCGACGCCGGCGCGCCCCCGCUGCGCCUCGUCUUCCUGCCCUUCCUGUCGCGCAGCCACUUCGGCCCCGUCGCGGCGAAGGCGGCCGCCGCGGCCGACGGAGGGGAGGCCGCGGCCACCAUCGUCACCACGCGCCACUUCGCGGCGAUGGCGCCGGGGUCCGUGCCGGUGCACCUGGCGCCGUUCCGGUUCCCGGGGGGCCACGAGGACUUCUCCCUCCUCCCGAGCGAGGUCUCCGCGCCGGCGUUCUUCGCCGCCGCCGAGGACGCGCUUGCGCCGGCGCUCGCGGAGGCGGUGCGUGGGCUCCUCCGCGAAGGGAGCUCCGCCGUGGCCGUCGUCUCGGACGCGGUGCUACACUGGGCGCCGCGCGUGGCGCGCGAGUGCGGCGUGCCGCACGUGACGUUCCACACCAUCGGCGCCUUCGCCGCGGCCGCCAUGGUGGCGAUCCAUCGACACCUCCACUUACGCGAGGACAUGCCGGACCCGUUCGGCGUCGACGGGGACUUCCCGCUCCCCGUGAAGCUCCGCGGGUUGCAGGUCAACGAGGAGGCUCUUUCUCACCUCCCCCUCUUCCGCGCCGCCGAGGCCGAGAGCUUCGCCGUCGUCUUCAACAGCUUCGCGGCACUCGAGGCGGACAUCGCCGAGUACUACCGUAACCUGGACGGGUCUUCCAAGAAGGUGUUCCUCGUCGGCCCAGUGGGCGCCGCCGUCUCCAAACGCGGCGAUGGCACAGGCAACGGUGGCGUCGAGAGGGACCCUAUCCUUCAGUGGCUCGACGGCCGGCCGGCGGGGUCGGUGGUAUACGCGUGCUUCGGGAGCACGUGCGGGAUGGGCGCGAUCCAGCUCAGGGAGCUGGCCGCCGGCCUGCGCGCGUACGGCCGACCAUUCCUCUGGGUCAUCCCGACGGCGGCGGAGGUAACGGAGCAGGAGGAGCGCGCGUCCAGCCACGGCAUGGUGGUGGCCGGGCGGUGGGCGCCGCAGGCGGACAUUCUGGCGCACCGCGCGGUGGGCGGCUUCCUCAGCCACUGCGGCUGGAACUCGACGCUGGACGCCGUCUCCGCCGGCGUGCCCCUCGCGACGUGGCCGCUGCGCGCCGAGCAGUUCCUCAACGAGGCUCUCCUCGUCGACGUGCUCCGCGUGGGCGUGCGGGUGCGGGAGGCUACCGCCAACGCGGCCCCGGAGGCGGUGGUGCCGGCUGAGGAGGUGGCGAGGGCGGUGGGCAGGCUAAUGGGUGACGGCGACGACACCGACGCCGCCGCCGCGAGGAGAUCGAGGGCCGCCGAGCUCGGCGUCGCGGCGCGCGCGGCCGUGGCCGACGGCGGAUCGUCGUGCGGUGACUGGUCCGAGCUGAUAAAUCUGCUCAAAGCAUUACAACCUUUAGCGCACAAACGAACCACAUCCUGAUCAAACAUUUGUUCAAAAAUCAAACACAUGAAUCGGAAGCCCCUCGGUCUCACCGCCGGCGACCGGCGUGGACCAGGUGAAGACGAGAAGCAAAGCGGCAAGCAAGGGAAGGGACCACGACGAGUGUGAUCGCAUCAGGUCAUCUCCAAAGACAACAGUAAAGAUAACAUAUUAUCUCAAAGACAACUUCUUCAAUGGUUUAACUUUUAGCAAGUAGCUCAUAAUAUAAAUAAUUAUAUAAUUUAUUUUCACUUGAUAUUAAAAUAUGUAUAAGUAUCUUUCAUCUCUCUUCUAUUAAAAAAAUUGUAUAAUAUAUCUUAUAAAUAAUUUAUAGAUACCUAUUGAAGAUGGUAUCUAAAUUAUAGAUACCUCGUUAAGAGAUAGCUUUCAUCAGGCCUCGUAGCGAUCGCCGCCUAGAAGUAACCGCGAAUUCCAUUUCUUCUGAUACUCGUUUUGCUUUGCUCAUGGUUUGGAAUAAUUUUCCCCAAAGUAUAACUUUGAUCUGGCUAUCUAAGCAAGGUUUGAGCCGUGUUUGUGUGUCUGUGUGUGUGGGGCACUGGCACAUGCUUCCGGCAGCUGCCUCGAGUGACGUGGUCCAACCAAAUCGCUUGCAACGAUGUCCAUGCCGCCGUCCAACAGCUCAUCUCCGGCGUGCCCAGCAUCAAACUAAUCUUGGCUGGCGGUGAAUACGGGGGACACAUUGCGACAGCAAGCUCGCAACUAAAUCAGAAUAGCCCAAGAUUCAGUGGGCUACAUGGAGGAUUGCAACUGGACCAUUCCCCAGGGAUUACACGUUUAUUACUCCGUUCAAGGAGGGAUUAUAUGCUGAUCAGAUGAAGCGAAUUACAUACUAAUUAAAGUACUUCUGCCGUUUUACCAGCACAUCGCUAGUCCAGCGGUCCAGAGCCUUACCGCAGUACAUUUUCAGGACAACGAUAAACUUUGUUUUGUCUAAUUAACAGAGCAUAGUUUGGCUUCACCCCAUUCUCUUCUUGAAAUGAGAGUAUAUUUUCCCUAAUAUAUAUCUCUUGUAACCUACACCGAAAGAUACGACGACUCGGGUAUUCUCAUACUACGUUAUAAUCAUUACCCCAUA
Messenger RNA from Oryza brachyantha (malo sina), 2610 nucleotides. Its product is annotated as UDP-glycosyltransferase 73C6-like. The coding region runs from base 63 to 1514 and encodes 483 amino acids. Lineage: Eukaryota; Viridiplantae; Streptophyta; Magnoliopsida; Poales; Poaceae. Gene Ontology annotation, molecular function: UDP-glycosyltransferase activity. The record is from RefSeq and is a predicted model, not a curated record. The transcript is spliced from 2 exons.